Phycodurus eques (leafy seadragon) is the source of this 2518-nucleotide messenger RNA. It is a transcript of the gene dhrs7, whose product is annotated as dehydrogenase/reductase (SDR family) member 7. Lineage: Eukaryota; Metazoa; Chordata; Actinopteri; Syngnathiformes; Syngnathidae. Gene Ontology annotation, molecular function: oxidoreductase activity. The transcript is spliced from 7 exons. Bases 115 to 1125 code for a protein of 336 amino acids. The record is from RefSeq and is a predicted model, not a curated record.
UCCGUCCACACGUUUGUUUUGUAAACUGCCGGCCAAGUUUUGUAAGCAAUCCGAGUGACCGCAGCUGUAAAACGAGGCUUUUCCUUUUUUUGCACUGCUUUCCCAUAUGCAGCAAUGGAGGUGUGUGUUGUAUCGACGCUGUGCUACUUCAUAUUAUUUUAUGUGUUGGUCCACAUGCUGGCCUUCGUGUUCGCCGACGCAGAUUUGACGUUGCUGUGGGCAAGUUUGCUCGGACGCAAGCCAGAGGUGAAGCUGAAGGGUCAGGUGGUGUGGGUCACUGGCGCGUCCAGCGGUAUCGGAGAGGAGCUGGCCUACCAGCUGGCUCGGUGUGGCUCGCGCCUCGUUCUGUCCGCCCGCCGCGAGGAUGAGUUAAAGAGGGUGAAACGGCAAUGUUUAGAGUCCUCGGCCCUCAAGAAUGAGGAUAUUCUUGUUCUUCCGAUGGAUUUGUUGGAGAGGACAACCCAUGAAGCCAAAACCCAAGCUGCAAUUGAGUACUUUGGACGAAUUGACAUCCUAAUAAACAACGGGGGCCGAAGCCAGCGCUCUUUGUUCUUGGACACGAGUGUUGACGUGUACCAGGCUUUGAUGGAGCUCAACUUCCUGGGUACCGUCUCCCUCACCAAGCAGGUGCUGCCUCACAUGACGCAGCGCGGUACCGGUGCCAUCGUGACCGUCAGCAGCGUGCUGGGCCUCGCCGGGGCGCCCCUGGCGACAGGAUACGCUGCCAGUAAACAUGCUCUUCAGGGUUUUUAUAAUUCCCUUCGGACUGAGCUCAAUGACUAUCCUAAUAUACUCAUCAGCAAUGUGUGUCCAGGGCCUGUGCAAUCAUUCAUAGCACAAAAUGCCUUCACUGAAGACCUGCACAAGCCUGUGGUUUCAGCUGGUUACCAGGGACACAAGAUGCCCACCAGUCGCUGUGUGUCUUUAAUACUGGUGGGGAUUGCCAACAGUGUCAAGGAAAUGUGGAUCGCGCAGCAACCCUUCCUGGCUUUCUACUAUGUCUGGCAGUACACUCCCACAUUCGCCUGGCUCAUCACGAAAACCCUGAGCAAAAAAAGGGUUCAGAAUUUCAAAUCUGGUUUGGAUGCAGAUUCUGCCUACUUCACCAAGCCCAAGACCUUAUAAAAAAAGUGGCUUCUGGACAGGAAGAUUUCAAAUUUUGGGUGGGGUUGCAAAGUAGAAUAAUAUCAGCUUCUUACAAGUAAUUUUAUUAUAUACAGAUAGACAUAUAAAAAUGAACAAAGGUCAAUCAAAAUUAUUUUCAAGUUGUAAACAAGUGAACUGUAAACAAAUUGCACUGAACACAUACAGCAAGACUUACCCAAGGCACAUCCUUGAUAUCUUCAAAUAAUUGUAUUUUGUGUCCCUUUUUACCAGACAGGGAAGGUUAUUUGAAUAUUGUAACAAUUAAAAACAGGUAUUUGGUGAAGGGCAGUUGAUUUAAAAACAAUAAAUCCCAAACCAAUGUGCUCCUGCUGAAUUUAGCUUCCAAUCAGCCUUUUAGUAUACUGUAUAUAUACACUGGGUAUGGGAAACAUUCAGACCCCCUUCAAUUUUUUAAAUCUUUGUUAUACUGCAGCCAUUUGCUAAAAUCAUUUAAGUUCAUUUUUUUCCUCAAUGUACACAUAGCAACCUAUAUUGACAGAAAAAAAACAGAAUUGUUGAAAUUUUUGCAGAUUAAAAAAGAAAAACAAAUAUCACACAGCAAUAAGUAUUCAGACCCUCUGCACUGACACUCAUUUAACUCCGGUGCUGUCCAUUUCUUCUUUUCGAAGAAAAGAUGAAUGCAGCCAAGUACAGGGAUAUCCUGGAUGAAAACGUUCUCCGGAGUGCUAAGAACCUCAGACUGGGCUGAAGGUUCACCUUCAAAAAAGACAAUGACCCUAAGCACACAGCUAAAAUACAGAAGAAGUGGCUUCAGAUCAACUCCGUGACUGUUUUUGAAUGGCCCAGCCAGAGCACUGACUUAAACCCAAUUGAACAUCUCUGGAAAAACCUUGAAAAUGGCUGCCCACCAACGUUCACCAUCCAACCUGAAAGAACUGGAGAGGAUCUGCAAGGAUGAAUGGCAGAUGAUCCCCAAAUCCAGGUGUGAAAAACUUGUUGCAUCAUUUCCAAAAAAGACUCAUGGCUGUAUUAGCUCAAAAGUGUGCUUCGACUAAAUACUGAGCAAAGGGUCUGAAUACUUAUGGCUGUAUGAUAUUUAAAUUUUUCUGCAAAGAAUUCUACAAUUCAGUUUUUUUCUGUCAAAAUGGGGUGCUGUGUGUACAUUAAUGGAGAAAAAAAAAUACUUAUUUUAGCAAAUGGCUGCAAUAUAAAAAUGAGUGAAAAAUUUAAGGGGGUCUGAAUACUUUGCGUACCCACUGUAUAUCCUGUUUAAAAACCCUUUUAAAUGUUCUGCCACAUGUAACUGGUCGAUGUGUCAGUUCUAAUGUGAAUUUUACAACUUCAAUGUACGUUUGCUUUUUCCUCUGUGGUACUGGACUAAAGCACCAUGAUAAAUAAAUGCAAAUAUGAA